Cladophialophora immunda is the source of this 1893-nucleotide messenger RNA. RefSeq lists its product as uncharacterized. The record is from RefSeq and is a predicted model, not a curated record. The coding region runs from base 424 to 1638 and encodes 404 amino acids. NCBI's taxonomy places the organism in Eukaryota, Fungi, Ascomycota, Eurotiomycetes, Chaetothyriales, Herpotrichiellaceae. The transcript has a single exon.
UGUGAGCCAAUAGGUCUUGUCACCAUUCAGAAGGUUUAUAUCUGCUCCAGGCGAAAAGAGCUCCAGGCUCUCAUGAUGCUGCUCGGGACCUCAUGACUUUACAGAACUCAGCUAUAAUUCUACGUCUUGCCAAAGCAGCAGUUCGAUCUUCUGGCGUUCCUCGAAGUCACCUACACACGGAAGCUUCACAACUGGCUGUUGUUUCACGACAUCGAACUCUCAUCCCACUUUGAGCUUUCCGUCAGCUUUGCCUUUGACCUUUCAGCUUAUGCAGAACAUUGCCAUCCUCCUUUCUGACUGCAUCGCAACCUGAUGGUCUUGUUGAUGCUAUCGCCCACUGACGAGAGAAGCAGCUACUGAUUUUCUGAGGAGCCUGACUUUCUUGGUCCAUGUUCACUUCCCAUUUAUUCAGCAAAAGUCUCUAUGGCCGCAUCAAACAGCGCGAUGAACGGCACUUCAUCUUCUUCCCCCACCACUAUGGCUGCUUGCGCAUCGACUCCACCCACUACUCCGGCGGAAUCCACGUCGAUAAGCGUCACGUCUGAACCAGCAUUCUCCCCAGCGUCUGACCGAUUGGCACAGUACAUCCAGUCUCGAGUCGAAAAGAAACAUCGAGAGAAAGAGAUCAUUCGCAGCAAAGUGGGGCAGGCGAAAAAAGAGCUCGAUGAUAACCGCGAUCGCGAAUCCAAACUGCGCAAGACUCUGGUGGGAGAGGAGCAGACUCUUGUAACAGAGAAGAAGAGUCUUGAGAAGAUCGACAACAAAAUCAAGCAAGCUCGAGAGCAGUACAAGUCCAAGCAAAAGGAAGUCGCUUGCGUGCAAAAGUCCGUCAAUCAACUAAGAGGGGCAAUCACUAAGGUCGAGGGUUCCAUCCGCGAUGGCGAGACCAAUGUUAAGGAGUGGGAGCAGGAGCUGGAAGAUGGGCUUGAAAGCGAAACCGCCGAAAUCACUCGUCAAGCCAAUAUACUUGACAUGAGUGCUUCAGAGAUCGAAGCUAUGGCGAUACAUGCGGCGACCAACCGUGCCUUCGGAGAUAAAAUCGCGAGGGCGGCCCAAGACACAGCGACUUCAGUCAUGAUCAGAGAGAUCCAAAGCGAUAUGUAUAGCAGAAUGACAGGCGUUACUCCCGACGAGUUCAAAGACCUGAUGCAGCGAAUCCAAUCCACCAAGGAAGCACUGUUUGGCGAAGCCACGUGCGAAGAGGGCGAUGACGCAGACGAUGCGUCCGAGGAAUCUGAGAGCGAUCGCGACAGAAUUGGAGACUCCAAAGAAGUUUGCGCCGACAAGGCUGAUCCGGAAGAAACGGACAGCGAUGAUAAGAUCAUCAGCCCAGGCCGGCGAAGAAGCAAGCCCUCAGACAAGAAACCGCCCCCGAAAAGAAGAAGACUCAUCCGUACGUACCAGUCCUCGGGACGGCAGACGCGGAAGGAAAGACCGUCUCGUCAACGCCCCCGAUCUCCGCCUUCGCGGCCCAAACCAGAACCGUCCCCCGUUCAACACCCUGCUGAUUUCAUGAGGGUAGUCGAAACAGCAACCGGGUCGACAGAGUUCGGAGUUAUGCAGCGCGACAAGGAACCCGUCCGGAACUUGGUUCGCAAGGACCCAAUCCAGCCUCAAAGUCCUGGCCCCGAAAAGUAGACAUACCAGCACAGCGGCCGAGCAGGCGGACCAGGACACCGCCAUUUCCGCGCCAACCACACUUCAAGCCGCUGGGACAAACCAAGAGAAAGUCUAGGGUCCUGGUCUCAAAGUCCACAGACAACAACAUGGGGGGUGAGUCACGAGCUUUUAUGCAUGAGGAGAAUCGGGACAUUUUCCAACAGUCAUGUGCUGAAGCACAUCGACGUAGACUCGAAAGCCUAACGACAUGGAUUUCAUCAUAUGGCUUCGAAU